CCAUUUUCGAGUUACCGUAUUCCGGCAGGAUUCUAACAUUUAGUUUGUACGUAAGUCACGUGAUUUUUAUUAAAAUGCGGGGCGCAUCACUUCCGGUGAAAUUGUUGACAUUGGAAACAUCGUCUGCAUUGAAAUGCCUCGCUACUACUGUGUAGCUGAAGGCUGUUCAUCAGAUUCUCGUAAAAAGGGAAGAUAUGGCUUCAUGGCCGAUGUGGAAUUCUUUGCGUUUCCCACCUCAAAACAACCCAAACUCCGCAAGAAAUGGCUGGAGUUAGUUAGACGCCAUGAGUUUGACCCCUCUCGCCACGAUAAAAUUUGCUCGAAACAUUUUGUAGAAGGCAGACCUACUGAAGCCCACCCGUAUCCUGAACUGUAUCUAUAUAUUAACUAUAAACGCCCACAAGAGACCCGUGGAACUUCUUCCAUUGAGAAAAGAUCCACAUGUACUACGAGUGAAGCCACGCCCACAAAAUACGAGUCUACACCAAGGCCUAAAACAACGGGGUUUCUCGUACAUGAUGAAAAUGAACGAAAACAACCUUUCCCAUUCCCAGUGGAGAGAGAAAUAACUGUUCAAUCCUUAAUGACAGCAGAACAAAUAGCAGCCCCCCAUGAUCAUGAUUACUGUUCAGUUGGCAAUGAAGUGGUCCAUUCCUCUGAUGUACAAUGUCAGACAGACUUGACCCUGCAUGACCUAGAGAAAUCUGAGGCUGAACUGUUGCAACUUCGAGACACCUUCAAGAACAAAGAUGAUCUGAGGCGGUACAUGACAGUCGACAAGAUGACAAACAGUGAUAGCUCCGUUAUGAGUUAUUUUGGACUGCCAUCUGUUCUGACUCUAUUUGGAAUCUUCGCCAUACUUGACAAAAUAACACCGACACUUGCAUAUUGGAAGGGUGGAUCAGCCAUUCCUAAUACAGAAGCCAAGAAUCCUUCCAAAAAGUCUGGCCCAAAUAGGAAGCUGACUCGUUUUCACGAAUUCCUUGUGACUCUAUUAAGACUUCGUCUAGCUUUACCUACAUUUGUAAUUGCAGAUAGCUUUGGUAUUUCUUGCACAAGGGUAUCACAAAUUUUUGUCACAUGGAUUAGUUACAUGAAUACUGUAUUUUCACCACUGUUGAAAAGACCAAGUUCCAAGUGUUUGAAAAAAUUUAUGCCAAAAUGUUUUAAAUCAGUUUUUCCAAAAACAGCUAGCAUAAUUGAUUGUACUGAGUUUUUCAUUGAAAGGCCAUCUACACCUACUGCACAGAUAAGAACAUUUAGUUCAUAUAAACAGAAAAACACAUUCAAAGCUUUAGUUGCUGUGACACCCUCUGGAGCUUUUAUGUUCGUUUCUAAUCUUUGGGGAGGAAAUGUGUCAGAUAGGUACAUAACAGAACACAGUGGAUUUUUAGAUUUAGUAAAGCCUGGUGAUGAAGUGAUGGCCGACAGAGGGUUUUUGAUCAGAGACUUGUUGUUAGAGAGAAGGGCUACAUUGAAUAUACCACCAUUUACCAAAAAGUGUUCAUGGGGAAAAGGUAAACAUCUAACUGCUCACGAUAUUUUGAAAACAAAAAAAAUUGCAAAGCUUCGGAUUCAUGUAGAAAGGGCAAUAGGCAGAUUGAAGAAUUACAAAAUUUUAUCUCAUACUAUUCCAUUAAAAAUCAAACCAUUAUGCAAUCAAAUUCUGAGAGUGUGUGCAUUUUGAAGCAAUUGUCAAAAACCUUUAGUGAAGUAAGAUGCAUGAACUAUGAAGACAAAGUGUUUUAUAUAUUUAUAUUUGCAACUGGUUUCUCUUACAAAACUAUUAAUAUUCAACCACUAGUAUUAACUCAGUCACAUGAGUAAAUGUACUAUAGAUCAUGAUAUUUUGUUGAUACAU
Saccostrea cuccullata (small rock oyster) is the source of this 1861-nucleotide messenger RNA. RefSeq lists its product as uncharacterized. NCBI's taxonomy places the organism in Eukaryota, Metazoa, Mollusca, Bivalvia, Ostreida, Ostreidae. The record is from RefSeq and is a predicted model, not a curated record. Bases 134 to 1687 code for a protein of 517 amino acids. The transcript is spliced from 4 exons.